CUUACUUACCCUGCUUUUCUUUUUCCUAUAACUAAUGUAAGACUUUGAUUGGGUUUUACUUCAAUUCUUGUUCACUUCACCUCUUUAUUGGCCAAUGUGAUUUUGAGUCGGAGGGAUGGGAAAGAUCUGAAAGUUUUCAAAUUCACUUCUUUAUUUUUCAUUUUGGAUAAAGCAAGUUGCUUGGGAUUAUUAUCUAUUUAUUGACUGAGGGAGAGAGCUGGCUUCUUAAGAUUGUAUUUUAAAGAAUGAGAUGAAGAAAGAUUGAAUUUCUCAGAUAGUUGCAGUUAGUUCUCAUUGUGAAUUCUUUAAUGGGUUUAUGUUAAGUCGGGUAACAGCACCUGAAGUCAGAAAUGGGUUCUGGUGAUUGGUUUAAAACAAUAAUUAGCUUGAAGAAGGUGAAAGAUGAUAGUUCUAAACGAGUGAAGCUCAUCAUAUACUCCUACAAAUUGGGACAGGAUUCUUCUGCUGCUGCAAAAUCAAAUGGCUUCAAGUGGAAGAAUCAGCCACGCAAAAAGUCUGCUACCAGUUGCAAUCCAAGAGUUCUUGACAUGCCAGUUGAGGACUUUGCCGCCACCAGGAUUCAAACUGCCUUCAGGGCCUAUAUGGCUAGGAAAAGUUUACACCGUCUGAAGGGAGCUGUGAGAUUACAGAAUCUGACCCAGAAUUACUCCAUUAAAAAACAAGCUGCAACUACAUUGAACCAUCUUCAUUCAUGGAGCAAAAUACAGGGACAAAUUAGAGAUCGUCGACAUUGUAUGGUAAGAGAAGGCCGGUUAAGACAGAAGCGAUUAGAGAAUCAACUAAAACUUGAGGCAGAGCUGCAUCAUUUAGAGGUAGAAUGGUCUGAUGGCUCCGAAACAAUGGAAGAAACUCUUGCAAGGAUACAUCAGAGGGAAGAAGCAGCUGUUAAGCGAGAGCGAGCAAUGGCAUAUGCCUUUUCUCAUCAGUGGAGAGCAAACUCUAGUCAGUACCUUGGGCUGGUCAACUAUGAACUUGGCAAAGCAAAUUGGGGUUGGAGCUGGACAGAACGCUGGAUUGCUGCUCGUCCAUGGGAAAGCAGAGUCCCUGCUCACUCCAUUAGUCCAAAGAAAGUGCAGAACAAGCAGGCAAACAAAGGUGGUAAAAACACAAAGUCACCAACUAUUACUAAAACACCACUUUCAUCUAAACAAUCUUUGUCUAGCUUGAGAGAAAGUACAAAGGCCCGAAGAUUGUCAUAUCCAGCUGCUGAAAAGAGACCUAUUCUUGAAGGGAGCAUUAAAACUAAAGAAGCAAAUCCCAAAGGGGAACAGAUAUUAGUGUCUCAGCCUUAGCCGAUACAUAGAGUGGAAAGCCUAAUUUUCAAUCGAAUGCGUUCAAAGAUAAGAAAGUUAUUUUAUACAUAUGCUCGUUUUGUUUUAUUGUGUACGAGGGGAGUGGUCUUGUCUUGUGAUGAUAUACUUAGCAUGCAGUUGAGGACAAUAGAACAGGCCCCUGAAUUUGCUUUCUUCUUUCCCCUAAAAGGUUUUCCCGUUUUGUAAUUUUCGUUUUGAAAAAUCAUUUGUAUUUAUAAACAAAUAAUUUGUAUUUAUACUGUAAAUAGACAGGAUUUUAAUUGGAGUGAAGUCAUGGCAUUUUCUGGA
Messenger RNA from Ricinus communis (castor bean), 1622 nucleotides. RefSeq names its product protein IQ-DOMAIN 9. Gene Ontology annotation, molecular function: protein binding. The transcript is spliced from 7 exons. NCBI's taxonomy places the organism in Eukaryota, Viridiplantae, Streptophyta, Magnoliopsida, Malpighiales, Euphorbiaceae. The coding region runs from base 351 to 1313 and encodes 320 amino acids. The record is from RefSeq and is a predicted model, not a curated record.